GUAGGAAACUGCUGCUGCUGAGGCUGAGGGGAGGGAGGACCUGAGUCCGGAGGGAGGAGCCAGGGAGCCCGGUCUCUGGGCCAUGUCUUCAUUUCCCUGGGUGUGGUUACUAGCUAGGAGUCUGGAGACCUUAGUGUUCCGUUAGCCGGAGAGAGGAGCGCCCACAUUGCUGCACACAGAGCACAGACAGCAGCCCGGAGGAGACCCGUUACAUAGCUCGCACGCCGGCCCUGUAUGGAGAGGAGCUGAGAUCUGCACCAGACAAGUUACAGAGAACUCGCAAGCAGCUGCCACGAUGCCAAAAACAACCAGCGUACGUGUGACCACAAUGGAUGCGGAACUGGAGUUCGCAAUCCAACCAAACACCACCGGAAAACAGCUCUUUGAUCAAGUUGUGAAAACAAUCGGCCUUCGGGAAGUGUGGUAUUUUGGGCUUCAGUAUCAGGACACAAAGGGCUUCUCAACGUGGUUAAAGCUCAACAAAAAGGUGACUGCUCAGGAUGUACGGAAGGAUAGUCCAAUGCUUUUCAAGUUCCGUGCCAAAUUUUACCCAGAGGAUGUGUCUGAGGAGUUGAUCCAGGAUAUAACCCAGCGUCUAUUCUUUCUGCAAGUAAAGGAAGGAAUCCUGAAUGAUGACAUCUACUGUCCCCCAGAAACUGCAGUACUCCUAGCUUCUUAUGCUGUUCAGGCCAAAUAUGGUGAUUUUAACAAGGACGUGCAAAAGCCAGGCUAUUUGUCCCAGGACAAAAUUCUUCCACAGAGAGUUCUAGAGCAGCACAAACUUUCUAAAGACCAAUGGGAGGACAGAAUCCAUGUCUGGCAUGAAGAACAUAGGGGCAUGCUAAGGGAGGAUGCUAUUCUAGAGUACCUGAAAAUUGCCCAGGAUUUGGAGAUGUAUGGAGUUAACUACUUUAGCAUUAAGAAUAAGAAGGGUUCAGAACUCUGGCUUGGAGUGGAUGCUUUGGGACUGAACAUUUAUGAACAGAACGACAGAUUGACUCCAAAGAUUGGUUUCCCUUGGAGUGAGAUCAGGAAUAUCUCAUUCAAUGACAAGAAGUUUGUUAUCAAACCUAUUGACAAGAAAGCACCAGACUUUGUAUUCUAUGCCCCCCGGUUACGAAUCAACAAGCGAAUUUUGGCACUGUGCAUGGGGAACCAUGAGUUGUACAUGCGUCGCCGGAAGCCAGACACCAUUGAGGUGCAACAGAUGAAAGCUCAGGCCAGGGAGGAGAAGCACCAGAAGCAGAUGGAGAGGGCACUGCUGGAAAACGAGAAGAAGAAGAGAGAAUUGGCUGAGAAAGAGAAGGAAAAGAUUGAGCGAGAGAAGGAGGAGUUGAUGGAGAGACUGAGACAGAUAGAAGACCAGACAAAGAGAGCUCAGGAAGAGUUGGAGGAGCAGACACGAAAAUCCCUGGAGUUAGAGGCGGAGCGUAGAAAGGCACACGAGGAGGCUGACAGACUUGCCAGAGAGCGCCAGGCAGCUGAGGAAGCAAAGGAAGCCCUGUUGAAGCAAUCACAGGACCAACUGAAGAAUCACGAGCAACUAGCCGCAGAACUAGCGGAGCUGUCAAGUACAAUCGGCCAACUGGAACUUUCUAGAAAGAAGAAGGAAGCCGAAGCUGAAGAAUGGCAGAUAAAGGCCCAGACAGUGCAGCUUGACUUAGAGAAGACCAAGGAGGAACUUAAGCUGGUGAUGACCACUCCUCAUGUACAGGAGCCCAUGCAGUCAGAAAAUGAACAUGAUGAUGAGCAGGAUGAGAACUCUGCAGAGGCAAGUGCCGAGCUGAAAUCAGAAGCCACAAUCAAAGACCGGAGUGAGGAAGAUCGCACCACAGAGGCAGAGAAGAAUGAAAGGGUGCAGAAACACCUUCAGCUGUUAAGUUCUGAGCUGGCAAAUGCCAGGGAUGAGAACAAGAAGACAGCAAACGAUCUUCUGCACGCUGAAAAUGUGCGCGCUGGGAGAGAUAAGUACAAGACACUUCGCCAGAUCCGUCAAGGCAACACCAAGCAGCGUAUAGAUGAAUUUGAGUCCAUGUAACACCUGCUUUUUUUUUUUGUCUAUUUCUCACAUUGAUCUUCCUUUCCAUGGCUCAGCUGGAACAACUGUUACCACUUUGAUGAGGCAGGGUUUGAUGCAAUACAAUCAUAAGCUUUUAGUCUUUCCAAUCUUCCUCUUGUGCAGGAAGACUGCUCCAUCCUCCUACACUCUGCUGUUCCAGAGACACCACAGAAAGCUCUAGAUUUCUCCAGCAGUUUUGAAGAUUUAAAAAUGUUUCCCAAAAAGGUCUCCUCCUAACAAGCUUCUGCCAUAACAUGGAGCUUUAUGUGCCUAAUAUAUUUUCAAUUUAUUAAGACAAACUUUUAAAUGCAGUAUGCUGUUGUCUAUUUCUUGCACUGGUUUAAUGGAACUGUACAGUCCUACCACUGUAGUGUGUGCGAUGACUUGGUAUUGUCUGCACAUUCUGUUUGUUUUCUACCUUACAUUUCCUAUUAGAAUUAGUGGAGCAAGUCUGUCAUUUGUGGCGUCUGACAGAAGCAUAUUGUAGCAAUUCUGGAAUCAUUUCUAUUUAUUUAUUUUUGAAGACCAACAACUGAUCUAUUAAGAGUUUGCUUCAAACAGAUUAUUUAAAUGUUUAGAAGUAGAAAAUGUUUUUUAUAUCUGAUCACCAAACGUGCCUCAGAUUAUGUGUAGUAUACAUUGACCAUUAGACCCAUACUUACCUAAAUUGCACACGUGCUUGAUUUGCCAAGAUGUAAAGUCUGUCUUUACUUUCUUGUCUGUAAAUCUGGGACAUAUAGGAAAUCCUCUACAAAUGUCCAUUCUUCACUGCUGGAAAGUAUUUGUUUGAACAUAAUUUUUUGCCUUGGUGGUUGCAGUUCCAUGCUGGCAUUUCCUCUCCUCCCUGUACCAGUAUUAUAUAUUAAAUAUUUUUUUCUAGCUAUGCACAGUUUAGUGAAGUAGUAGAGAAGAAGAGGCAAAACUGCCUUUGGGAAGACAAAGAAACAACUAUAUACUGUAUUAUAAAAGAUUAUUUUGAAACUUGUGUAAUGCUCAAAGAGCUUUCAGUAUUAAGGGCAUACUUCUAGUAUUAUUUGACACACAUUUGCUCAUUAACCCCGUCAUCCAUGGCUGUAUGGGGAUUUUCCCAAGCAAAAGUGUUAAUGUUUUUUUUUUUUUUCUAAACUAUAGUCUAUUGCUGUAAAUUAUAUUGAUGGGGUUUGUAACAGCACAUAGGAACAUUUGUUUUAUUAUAAUUUCCUUUCUAACUAAACCAGUGCAGAUUCCCUGUUAAAAUCUAUUUGUCAUGUUUAGUUAUUGUUUUCCUUUUUUGUGAUCUGAACUUGUUCUGUUCUUCCAGUGCCAAUAAAAUAUAGAUCAUUUGAAUCUUU
Molecule: messenger RNA, 3390 nt
Organism: Pseudophryne corroboree (corroboree frog)
Lineage: Eukaryota; Metazoa; Chordata; Amphibia; Anura; Myobatrachidae
Gene: MSN
Product: moesin
Exons: 13
Coding region: 296-2038 (580 amino acids)
Biological process (GO): positive regulation of early endosome to late endosome transport; regulation of organelle assembly; positive regulation of protein localization to early endosome
Cellular component (GO): microvillus; cytoskeleton; adherens junction
Molecular function (GO): actin binding; cell adhesion molecule binding
Source: RefSeq, a predicted model, not a curated record